UGUGAGAUAGGUAGUUGCCCGUUGCCGAUUAUCCGACGUGAGCGACAGUGCAUGUGAAACAUCAAUAGAAAAAAAUAGUGAUCGAGAAGAAAAAACCCCGCAAAGGGUGAGACAGGAAGAAACUUGAGAAACUAUGGCCGUGUCAGCAACUCCGCCGGUGCUUUCCCAAACCUCUACUCUGGAGUCUGGCAGCUUAUUUCGCUCCGAUCCGCUGUAUACAAGCCCGGCCGAGUCCCCGAGACUGACAAACAGCAUGAUCAACUCUUUCAUCAGCGGAGGAGGCGGUGGAAAUGGAAACGGCACAAGCGGCAAUAACGAGUGCAAAAUGGUUGAGGUGCACGGGGUCAGGGUCGCCUCGUUCAACGUGGACGGUCAAGAACUCAUCUGCCUGCCGCAGGUCUUCGACCUCUUCCUGAAACAUCUGGUCGGAGGGCUGCACACCGUCUACACCAAGCUGAAGCGGCUGGAUAUAUGCCCGGUCGUGUGCACGGUGGAACAGGUCCGAGUUCUGCGCGGGCUUGGGGCUAUUCAGCCCGGGGUGAAUCGCUGCAAACUCAUCACCCGCAAGGACUUCGAAGCGCUGUACAACGACUGCACCAAUGCUAGCUCCAGGCCUGGCCGACCACCCAAGCGUUCCCUGGGGGUAGCGAUGCAGGAAAGCUCCAGGCUUCUUCCCCACAGUGUCCACGGCCUACUGUCUCCCGGCCUCCUCUCAUCCAUGUCGCCCGGAGGGCUGACGGCUGCAGCGAUGGCCGAGGCUUUGAAGCUGCAGAAGAUGAAGCUGAUGGCCAUGAACAACCUGCACGGAGCCGGCAGCCAGAACGGUACCGAGUCAGAGAACGACGAGCUCAACUCCAACACAGGCGGAAGCGAGUCCUCCUGGGACAAAGAGAAGCUCCAGUCUCCCCCCUCCUCUGGUGCUUCCCACAGCCUGGGUCACGCAGGCCUGUCAGGGCAGCACGGCCUGUCCAGCUCCCAACUCAACUCCCUGCAGCAGAACCACCUACUGGCCAACCGACUGGACCUACCCUUCAUGAUGAUGCCCCACCCCCUGCUGCCCGUCGGCCUGCCGCCUGCGUCUGUUGCCAUGGCAAUGAACCAGAUGAACCACCUGAACACCAUCGCCAACAUGGCCGCCGCAGCUCAGAUGCACAGCCCCUUAUCCAGAGGAGGAGCGUCUGUCAUCAAGUCUGACCCUCGGUCUCUGUGGCAGGAGUGUGUCCAGGACAGCCCUUCUCCAGCCCCCUCCAUGGAGGAAGGUCCUCGCCCGGGCUCCCAGCCCUCCUCACACCCCAGCAGCAGUGCCUCCAGCUCCCCCGCCCCGCACCAACACACCCCCGACCGCCUGGUGAUGAAUCCUGUUGAUGGAGACCUUGGGGACAGAGAGGCUGGAAUCAACAUGAAAAACAUGUUCAAAGAGAAAGCAGAAGAAGGGCAGCUGGCCUUGCCCAUGAUGAAGCCAGGCUUUGAGAAGAUGGCCCUGGGUGGACAGACCCUGCCUCCAGGCUUUCCUGCGCCCUUCCUCUUCACCGACGGACUCAACUCUGUGGAGACUCUGCUCACCAACAUCCAGGGUCUGCUGAAGGUAGCCGUGGACAACACCCGUGUGCAGGAGAAGCACAUCCAGCAGCAGAGGAAGGAGCUUAAGAUGGAGCUCUACAGGGAGAGAGAGAUGAGAGAGACUCUGGAGAGACAGCUCUCCUCCGAACUGCACAGCCGAGCCACCAUCCAGAAGCGUCUGAAAAAGGAGAAGAAGGCUAAGAGGAAACUGCAGGAGGCUCUGGAGUUUGAGUCCAAGCGCCGUGAGCAGGUGGAGCAGGCCCUCAAAACAGUCACCUCCCCAGAGAACCUCCGUAUGAGUCUCAACGAGGCAGUGAUACCGGAGGUUGAGCCAGAGCAUAACGGCAGCCAGCAGGAGAACUCAGGUGUACAGGAGAACAGACCCUACACCAAGCCUCCCAUCAUGUACUGAAAGAACUCCAGCUCUUCCAGACCUGACCCAGGGCUGCCGCUGCUGGCUACCCCAGAGACAGAGCCCUUGGCUGGAAGAGAACGAGCGGAGAAGAGUGACGACUGAAGGGAGGAAUGGAUCCCCUGAAACUCAUGUACAGGACUGCAGAGAGGGUGUGGUGGGGUGAGAGGUAACACUGGAGUAGCUCUUUUUGCUGCCCCAUCAUCUCACUCCAGCUACUUGUAAAAUCCCUCUAUUUUACUUGUUUGAGAAAAAAAGAGUAAGGACCAUUGAAAAUAAAACGUGGAUUUUUCUCUACUCCCUGUGAAGCACAUACAGAAGCCUAUCCUCCUUCCCUAUCCUAUUUCUCUCCAAGCUGAUUGCCUCUCAUUAUUAUUAUUGUUAUUAAUUAUUAGUAUUAUUAUUGUUGUUAGUUGUUGAUUCCUCAAAUGCCCCAAUAUGUCCCAAUAGCACAAGUCUUGCAGCGCAUAUAUAGGAUAAUUUCUUCUUAAAGCUUGAAAAUCUGAAGGAGGAUAUGAAAUGUAACAUUCAAGACAAAAUGUGCUUCUCUUAUUAUAUCACCUCUUCUUCAUCAAGUAAAAGAGACUGAAACAGUUUCUGAAUUUAUAUGCUUUUUCUCUUUUGUCCUCUUUUUUUCUGAAAAAUGUCACUGCUUCGUGUUGACUUGGGAAUGUGUCCUCUCCCUGAACUGAAUGUGUCCUCUCCCUGAACUGAAUGUGUCCUCUCCCUGAACUGAAUGUGUCCUCUCCCUGAACUGAAUGUGUCCUCUCCCUGAACUGAAUGUGUCCUCUCCCUGAACUGAAUGUGUCCUCUCCUUGAACUGAAUGUGUCCUCUCCCUGAACUGAAUGUGUCCUGUCCCUGAACUGAAUGCUUCCUCUCCUUGAACUGAAUGUGUCCUCUCCCUGAACUGAAUGUGUCCUCUCCCUGAACUGAAUGUGUCCUCUCCCUGAACUGAAUGUGUCCUCUCCCUGAACUGAAUGUGUCCUCUCCCUGAACUGAAUGUGUCCUGUCCCUGAACUGAAUGUGUCCUGUCCCUGAACUGAAUGUGUCCUGUCCCUGAACUGAAUGUGUCCUCUCCCUGAACUGAAUGUGUCCUCUCCCUGAACUGAAUGUGGCCUCUCCCUGAACUGAAUGUGUCCUCUCCCUGAACUGAAUGUGUCCUCUCCUUGAACUGAAUGUGUCCUGUCCCUGAACUGAAUGUGUCCUGUCCCUGAACUGAAUGUGUCCUCUCCCUGCACUGAAUGUGUCCUCUCCCUGAACUGAAUGUGUCCUCUCCCUGAACUGAAUGUGUCCUCUCCCUGAACUGAAUGUGUCCUCUCCCUGAACUGAAUGUGUCCUCUCCCUGAACCGAAUGUGUCCUCUCCCUGAACUGAAUGUGUCCUCUCCCUGAACUGAAUGCUUCCUCUCCUUGAACUGAAUGUGUCCUGUCCCUGAACUGAAUGUGUCCUCUCCCUGAACUGAAUGUGUCCUCUCCUUGAACUGAAUGUGUCCUCUCCUUGAACUGAAUGUGUCCUCUCCCUGAACUGAAUGUGUCCUCUCCCUGAACUGAAUGUGUCCUCUCCCUGAACUGAAUGUGUCCUCUCCCUGAACUGAAUGUGUCCUGUCCCUGAACUGAAUGUGUCCUGUCCCUGAACUGAAUGUGUCCUCUCCCUGAACUGAAUGUGUCCUGUCCCUGAACUGAAUGUGUCCUCUCCUUGAACUGAAUGUGUCCUGUCCCUGAACUGAAUGUGUCCUCUCCCUGAACUGAAUGUGUCCUCUCCCUGAACUGAAUGUGUCCUCUCCCUGAACUGAAUGUGUCCUCUCCCUGAACUGAAUGUGUCCUCUCCCUGAACUGCGUUGUUUGUGUGUGUUUACUGAAAGCUCAGUCUGGAUACAAAGAAAGAGAUAUUGAGGCGUAUCCUAGAUACCUUUCCCCACUAAUGGUUUCUCUGUUGCUCAGUUCAAAUGUUAUAUUGCUGUUUAAAAGACAGUAUUACAGUAACCCCUGUUCUGUCCCCCCCUUUGUUUUUAAAGACAUGUAAAAAUGCUUUAGCAUUGGCUAUUCUGACGUCGUAAUUAAGUGGAUACAUUUGUUGUCAAGAAAAAAACGUACGUAAAAUGAAAUACCCCAAUGCAUAUCUGAUGCAAGCAUGCCUGUAGAUACAACACUGGUAAAAAAAAAAAGAAUUACACUUGCUGGUUUAAAAAACAUGCCAAUUCAAAUAUAUUUUUUACAAUUUGGGGAAUUUAAUUAUUACCAUGAUCACAACCAGGCAGCUAUUUCAAAUUGUUGACCUUGUUUUCAUGAUGAUAUCACAUCACAGCCGUGCACAAAACACACACAAUGACAAACAUACUUCUGGAAAUCUUGCUAGAUUUUUUUUGGGUUGUUGUUUGGUUUUGUAGUAAUAAAGAUCUAGAUUCAGA
Messenger RNA from Salvelinus namaycush (lake trout), 4379 nucleotides. RefSeq names its product dachshund homolog 2-like. Bases 134 to 1972 code for a protein of 612 amino acids. The transcript is spliced from 12 exons. The record is from RefSeq and is a predicted model, not a curated record. Lineage: Eukaryota; Metazoa; Chordata; Actinopteri; Salmoniformes; Salmonidae.